This is a messenger RNA of Serinus canaria (Common canary), 6254 nucleotides long. It is a transcript of the gene IQGAP2, whose product is annotated as IQ motif containing GTPase activating protein 2. Gene Ontology annotation, biological process: regulation of GTPase activity; regulation of actin cytoskeleton organization. NCBI's taxonomy places the organism in Eukaryota, Metazoa, Chordata, Aves, Passeriformes, Fringillidae. Gene Ontology annotation, molecular function: calmodulin binding; GTPase activator activity; actin filament binding. Gene Ontology annotation, cellular component: cytoplasm. The record is from RefSeq and is a predicted model, not a curated record. The transcript is spliced from 28 exons. The coding region runs from base 1734 to 5483 and encodes 1249 amino acids.
CCAUCAUCAUUUAAUUAUGUUAAGAUAAUUGAGUCCACCAUUUCUUGCACAUAAACAAGGUUUCUAAAACUGAAGCCAUGUGUUGCAUUUUACAUUCGUAACCUUUCUUCUCAGUGUCACAACUGCCAAGUCACCAAUCUGUGCUGCAUUAUUGAGUAUUUAUGUACUCUUAUUCAAAUAACUGAGAUUUGAGCUACUGGCAAGCACAGCAGCAAGAAGCUGAAAACCUGAUGGCUUGAACAAGUAUUUAUCAGUACAGUAUUAAUACUCAUUGGGGAGCAAUGACCAUGCUUGCAGAAUUAAGAUGGAGGAAUUUUUUUCAGAUUGCAGGGAAAAAUUUUUCUCACUUUUAGACACAUGUUAUCAAAAUCUAACCUAUUCUUAGUCUGUUAAGAAUGCCACACAACACAAGUAAAAAAAAAAAUAUAGUUAAAGGGGAUCUAAAUUUGCAGUGCAUGUGUUGCUGCUUUUGACUGGAAACUUCUUUGCUAGGAAGUUAAUCUUUGGUUGAUCUGCUGUCAUUUCAUACUGCAUCUGGGCAUGGCUAUUUUGUCUCUGGUACUGUAUUCAAUGCUUUGAAAUCCAGGCUGAUUGCUUUUGUGACAUGCCUUAAAGGCUCUAUUGUGAGGUCAGCUUAAGUCAGAAGAUAAAUUUGACUUUAUACCUUAAAUGUUAGCCUGUUUCAGAUUAAUUAGCCAUAGUGAGGAGUAUUUCAGUAUACUUCAGCAUAUUUCAGUAUAUCAGUAACUCUGAAAGAGUUACCUCUUGUUAAAGGAAAGGGAGAAGAUGUGAUAUGUGAAAAGCAUUAACAGCAAUCUGGAGAGUAACUUAGCUCUUCUGUUUGGCUUGAGAAGAAAAAAAAUAGUGGCUUUUGUUAUCAGACUGUGAGCAUUGUAAAAUAUGUUUUGCAAUUUGCAUGCUGGGUUUCAAAACUAGAAGUCAGUAGCUUGGUUACUGGCUGCAGAACUAGUCUAGUCCAUUUGCGGACCUCGACUCCUUUCCUCUUUACUUUCUUCUUUAAAAAAGCAUGCAUGCAUGCUGUAGCUGUGAGAGCCUUUCCUGGUUUCUAACUUUAAGAAUAGCCAAUAGAGACAGUCUUCAGGGACAACGUGGCCCGUUAUGACUGUGCUUCAGAGAAAAUUGCAUGAGAGGCAAGGGGCUUUUUUUAGGUGGGUCUGGCCAAAAGGUUUUCAAAGAGUUUGUUCUGUAUAAGAAGCUCUGAGAGUAGCUGUAUACAUGACUGUGGAUGGUGUCUUCUGGACAAGAAGUCUUGUCUCAGAUUUGGGCAAUCAGUGGUAACUAAAAUGUUCCCUGGGUAACAGUACACGGAAAAGCCAUGUGAUAAGGCAGAGGAGUGGGGCUUAUUGAUGGAAAAGGUAUUUGCAUAAUUGCUAUUCUUCAGUUGGCCACAUGUGCUCUAACCUUCAAGGUUGCUUCCCUUUCUGCCAGACAAGAGUGGUGCCUUUUACAGUGUGUUCCUGGGUGUGUCCUGGCCUGGCUUUCUUCACAGAUGGCUCCUCCAGGUGUGCAAUUAUGGUGGCAGUGACUAAGCUGAGGGAUGUUGUAAUGCUUCUGCAGCUGCCCAAGUGGGAAGUGUUUUUCAGCAUUUUUCUGCUGGGCUUCAAACCUCUGACAAAGUCAGUCCAGCAAAAAGCAAAACAGAACUUAUAGCGGUUGACAAUAUCAAUACAGCAAUUCGUAACUGUGAUCCUAGUAAAACACUGGUUGCACUGAUGAAACCCGAGGCACAGCUGCCUGUUGUUCACUCAUUUGCUGCUGCUGUCUAUCAGACUGAGCUGUUCAACCUCCAACAACAGAAUGCUGUGAACUACCUGGCACAUGAUGAACUGUCUAUUGCAGUAGAAAUGUUGUCAGCUGUUGUGUUGCUAAACCAGACCUUGGAAAAUAAGGACAUCCUAAUGAUAAAAAAUCAUCUCAGAAACCCAUGCCUUGGCUUCAAUAAUCUGGAAGAGGAAAACUUGCAACGUUAUGCUGAUACACUAUUGUCUAUUAAGUCAGAGGCUUCAUCUCAAGGCCAAGAUUAUUUAAGCUGGAAUGAUAUCCAGAACUGCAUUGACAUGGUUAAUAUGCAAAUUCAAGAAGAAAAUGAAAGAAUCAUUGCAAUUGGACACAUUAAUGAAGCAGUUGACCAAGGAAAUCCUGAUAAAACUCUAGAAGCCCUGCUAUUGCCCACAGCCAAGCUGCAAGAUGUGAGACCAGUAAAUGCAAGGCAUUAUCAGGAUGUUCUGCACCAUGCCAAAGCACAAAAAUGCAAGGAAUCUCAAGAUGAAUCAGCGCUUCUGUGGCUGGAUGAAAUACAAAGAGGAAUCAAUGACAGCAAUAACAACAUAAAAGAAGCAGCAACCUUGGCUGUUGGAAUAUCAAUGAUUAACAAGAGCUUGGAGAAAGGUGAUUCACAGCCAAUCCUGAUGGUACUACAGUCAAGGUUUGGAUUACGAGUCAUUCCUGAAUGUGCUGAAGCCUACUUCAGGAAGCUCUCUGAAGCCAAGAACAUGAAAACUACAGAAGGUUCUAGUGAAAGUCCAUGGAUUAAACUUGUAAUGAAAGCCAUGUAUGAUUACUAUUACAAUGUGGAAACUGAGGAAGGUACCUGUGUUGCCCCCAGAGGAGUUGUACCAAAAUCUUCAUGGUUAACUGGUGAAGAAAUCCAGAACAUUGCUGGGCAAGUUACAGCAGAUUACAAUCGAGAGCAGCUGUGGCUUGCUAAUGAAAAUCUGAUUGUUGGGCUGCAAGCCCGAGCAAGGGGAUUCUUAGUCAGAAAAAACUAUCAGGAGAGAAAAGCCUAUCUUCAAAACCAGGAACCAUCUGCCAUCAAAAUACAGGCUUUCUGGAAAGGAUUCAAACAAAGGAAAAGCUAUGUUGACAGAUUAAAGGUGCUUCAAGGCAAUGUUGCUGCUAUUGUUAAGAUUCAGUCAUGGGUCAAAAUGUGGCUAGCAAGGAGAGCUUACAGGAACCGCCUACAAUACUUCAAGGAUCAUAAUGACCAAAUUGUGAAAAUACAAGCAUUUCUUAGAGCAAACAAGGCGAGGGAGGACUACAGAACACUAAUUGGUGCUGAAAAUCCACCCUUGACUGUUCUGCGCAAAUUUGCCUACCUCUUGGACCAAAGUGACUUGGACUUUCAGGAAGAACUGGAAGUAACAAGGUUAAGGGAAGAAGUGGUUACAAAAAUUCGAUCCAAUCAACAGCUGGAGAAGGAUUUGAACUUGAUGGACAUAAAGAUUGGAUUGCUGGUGAAAAACAGAAUCACUCUUCAGGAUGUGGUACUGCACAGUAAGAAACUUAACAAAAAGAGCAAAAGUCAACUGGAAGAGAUGGUUAUGGUUGACAAACAGGGCAUCAAAGGUUUGAGUAAGGAGAGAAGAAAAAAAUUGGAGGCUUAUCAACACUUAUUCUACCUUCUACAGACUAAUCCCACGUAUCUGGCAAAGCUGAUUUUCCAGAUGCCACAAAACAAAUCAACGAAGUUUAUGGAUACAGUCAUCUUCACUCUAUACAAUUAUGCCUCCAAUCAACGGGAAGAAUACCUGCUUCUCAAACUCUUCAAAACUGCUCUAGAAGAGGAGAUAACCUCUAAGGUAGACCAGAUUCAGGAUAUCGUUACUGGAAACCCCACUGUCAUUAAGAUGGUUGUCAGCUUCAACCGAGGCGCUCGCGGACAGAACACUCUGCGCCAGCUCCUGGCCCCGGUGGUGAAGGAAAUCAUGGAGGACAAGUCUCUCAUCAUCAACACUAGUCCUGUGGAUGUUUACAAAGCAUGGGUAAACCAGCUAGAAAUGCAGACUGGUGAGGCCAGCAAACUGCCAUACGAUGUGACCACAGAACAAGCACUGACACACCCAGAAGUGGUCAAUAAACUGGAAUCAUCCAUUCAGAGCUUGCGGGCAGUAACUGACAAAGUUCUCACAUCCAUAUUCUCUUCUCUCAAUAUGAUGCCUUAUGGAAUGAGGUACAUAGCCAAAGUUCUGAAGAGCUCACUCCAUGAGAAAUUCCCGGAUGCAACUGAAGAUGAACUAUUAAAGAUUGUUGGCAACCUUCUGUACUAUCGCUACAUGAACCCCGCCAUAGUUGCUCCUGAUGGCUUUGAUAUAAUUGAUAUAACAGCUGGGGGGCAGAUACACCCUGACCAGAGGAGAAACCUAGGCUGUGUGGCAAAAGUCCUCCAGCAUGCUGCUUCCAACAAACUCUUUGAAGGAGAAAGCGAACAUCUGUCAUCUAUGAACACUUACCUCUCACAGACCUACCAGAAGUUCAGGAAUUUUUUUCAAGCAGCAUGUGAUGUUCCUGAACCAGAGGAGAAAUUCAAUAUUGAUGAAUACUCUGAUAUGGUGACCCUCAGCAAGCCUGUCAUAUAUAUUUCCAUUGAAGAAAUUAUCAAUACCCAUUCACUGCUUUUGGAACACCAGGAUGCCAUUGCCACUGAGACUAAUGACCUGCUGAAUGAAUUGCUGGAAGGCCUGGGACCUGUUCCUGAUAUAGAAUCUUUCCUUGGGGAAGGAGCUGUUGAUCCCAAUGACCCCAACAGGGAAAGCACACUGAAUCAACUUGCCAAAACAGAGAUUUCACUGUCUCUAACAAGCAAGUAUGAGUUACGAGAAGGUGAAGAUCAGGAUCUCAAAAGUUUGAUGAUAAAGACCAAAAGACUCAUUGUGGAUGUGAUACGAACACAACCAGGGGAUACACUCUCAGAAAUAUUAGAAACACCAGCCACUGCACAACAGGAAUCUGAGAAUUUGAAACUUGUAGAAAAACGUGCCAUCUUAGAUUCCAAAACUCCAGAGAAAAUGAAGAACAGUCAGUCUAUUUUUGAAGAUGGGCAGCUACCAAUAGAACAAAAGAAAAGGAAAAUUCAGAGAAAUCUCCGGACAUUGGAACAAGCAGGACUAGUGUCUUCAGCAACUAAGUACCAAGAAAUUAUAAAUGAGAUUGCUAAGGAUAUCCGGAAUCAAAGAAGAUACAGACAUCAUCGAAAAGCUGAACUGGUGAAACUCCAGCAGACUUUGAAUGCACUUAACUCCAAGACAGCAUUUUAUGAGGAACAAAUUAAUUAUUACAACACCUAUAUAAAAACUUGCUUAGACAACUUAACAAGAAAAAAUUCAAGGAGGUCAAUUAAAUUAGAUGGAAAAGAGGAGGUGAAGGGAAGCAAAAAACUGAAACAGACCUCACUAAAGUACACAGCUGCAAGACUUCAUGAAAAAGGUGUCAUCCUAGAAAUUGAAGACCUUCAAACCAAUCAGUUUAAGAAUGUGAUGUUUGAUAUCACACCUGGAGAAGAAGUGGGUGACUUUGAAAUCAAAGCAAAAUUUUUAGGAGUUGAGAUGGAAAAAGUGCAGCUCCAUUUCCAGGAUUUGCUUCAGAUGCAGUAUGAAGGUGUGGCUGUAAUGAAAAUGUUUGAUAAGGCUAAAGUGAAUGUGAAUUUGCUCAUAUUCUUGUUGAAUAAGAAGUUCUAUGGAAAAUGAGUACUUUCAGAUAUCAUGGACUUCAUCAAUCAGUGGGGAGUCUAUUCAGUAUUUUUUUGCUUAUAAACAUUUGAAGUUUGUCGUUGGAUGCUUGUUAAGUUUUAAAAACACACACCCUAAAACACCAAAUGUUCAGAAGAAUGUACACAGUGCCUUUUCAUCAUUGAUAACAAAACAGAAAACUAAGAAAUCUAUCCAUUUAAGCAGCUCAAGAUUUCAUUGGUGUUGGUACUUUCGAAUCAAAAUAUUCUUUAUGACACACAGCUAUUGUGUAGAUUUUAAGGUAGGCAGAAAUUGAAUUUAGUUAAAUAUAUAAACCUCUUCCUAUUGAAACAUUUUUUUAAUUACCUCAGAUAUAUAAUAUAGCUGAUACUAGACUAUAAGUAUUUACCAAAAGAAAACCUAAUUUGUUUUUAAGAGAUAGUUUGAGCAGAUACUUAGUUACAUACUAGGCCUAUUUUGUGGCAGUUGUCAAUUGCAAAGCAAACUUAUUGUGCAAUUCAAAAAAUUUUAUAGGUAAUUAUAAAGGAACAAUAACGACUUGCUUCACAAAAAUAUAUUUUGCGAUUCAUUCCUACUAAAUGCACUACUGCCUCGUGCAAAAUGACAUUUUCUACUUUCACAGCCUUUGGAGUGGUAUUGGGGAAAUCUGAAUAGCGAACAGUUGUUCAGUUUGAAGUAUUUGAAUACCUAAAUUGUGCCUGUCUGUCUUUUUUUUUUUUUUUUUUUUUGUAAGAAAAUAAAUGCAAUAAAAUCAGUAUUUAGAUUGGG